Messenger RNA from Lasiodiplodia theobromae, 813 nucleotides. RefSeq names its product GPI anchored cell wall protein. NCBI's taxonomy places the organism in Eukaryota, Fungi, Ascomycota, Dothideomycetes, Botryosphaeriales, Botryosphaeriaceae. Bases 1 to 813 code for a protein of 270 amino acids. The transcript has 2 exons. The record is from RefSeq and is a predicted model, not a curated record.
AUGCGCGCAACAACGACCCUCCUCUUCGCCGCCGGUGCCGCCGCCGCCACCCAAACCACCACCGGCAACCUCACCACCACAAUCUUCGCCAACUACCUCAUGGGCUUCGGCGCGCCCGUCGCCUCCAUCAUCGCCGCCGACCCCCCCUCCGCCGGCGGCGCAGUAACCUACCUCCUCUGGUGCGGCGACGCCUACGCCGCCGAGAACGGCGGCUCGUGCGACUGGGACUCUCCGGGCAUCACAUUGACGGCCGGGCCGUCGACGUACGCGUGGACGCAGGCCGUCGACCCGGAAUCCGUCACGAUCCCCAUCUCGCAGGUCGUCGUCGAUUGCAAACUCGAGGGAACGACGAGGGCGGUGUGCACGCGGCCGAACGAUGUCGACGUGUGGAGCGGCGGGAAGUACGUGAGCCGCACGAUUACGGAGACGGCGACGGCGGACACGCUGACGGGGAGCGUGAUGGACUUGAUGUGGGGGCCGCUCACGGUGACGGCGGGGCUGGAGAAGUUGGCUGCUGCUGCUGCGGGGGCAGCUGCGACGACGACGGCGGUGGAUACUGCGGCGGCGGCGGCGGCGACGAGUAGCACCACCAGCGGGACGGGGAGCAGCAGCAGCAGCACCACGGUGGUACAAUCGACAUCGACGUCGGGGGCUGCGGUGGCGAGUCGGACGACAGAUACGCGUAUUUCGGAGGCUUCUAACACAGGAACUGCUUCCGCGGCAGCGGCUUCGUCGACCAACGGGGCUGUUCGGUUCGAUUUGUCUUUUGCCGCUGGAGCCGCGGCGCUGUUGGUUGGAAUCGUGGCCCUGUGA